AUGACGACAUUAAACGAACGCCCGUUGCUUUUCAAGCCCAAGAGACAGUCUCUUGGCCACUCGCCCACACGAUCAAAGUCAAUACCUGACGACAUCCUGCUACACAUUACACCCUCCACAGCCUAUGAGGCCCUCAUGUCACCCACAGGUGCUAUCCGCGCCUGCAUGGCGCUCGCCUCCCCCGCUGAGCGCGAGUUUGCCAUGCGCACGGCUCUCGCCUCACAGAGAAUAUACGAAUGGCUUGCAGAGAUGCGCGCCUGGUCCUGGCCAGACGAAGGUGGCUCCACCGGCUUUGAGCAGGAUGCGCCGCAGGUGCGCCGGACUUUGUUUGGCUCUUCGACAAGUUCGACAAGCUCGCAACGACAGCAAGAAGUGUACCUGGGGAGCUUGCCUCAGCAUGAAGUCGCCGACUACGCUCGUCGCAUAGAAGAGAUAUAUCACGGUAUGGACCAACUCGAGGUUGAGGAUAUCAAGACACACAUUCUCGCAAGCCAUGUUCUGCCUAUUUCGCGAUCAACGACGCCCCUCUCAGAAGGCGGUCACUAUAAUGCAGCUGCGCCGUCAUACCAUAGAAUGGGCGAUCUCUCUGCCGUCGUGACAGCCAUUGUCGUCCAGGCGCUCCCCAACAUUGCGCGACUGACGCGCUUACUGCAAAUAUGGACGAUGCGCAUCACAGUAUUACAAUAUGUGAACCCUGUUCUUGGUGCAAUUGAAGACGCCGAGCAGAUUAUGGAUGAUGCCUGGGAACAGGUCUCGCUGCUCGCCCAGGAGAAGGCCCGCUUGGAGAGAGACGAAGGCGGAGAGCCACUGGAAGUUGUGCUCACAAAGGAGACGCUCGGCCCCAAGAAACGCUCCAUUAUGCGCAAAGUGGCCAAACCUGGCCGCACCCUCGACUACAUGCUGGACUGCCUCGAAGGCCUCGACGACACGCUGCCCGACCAUUGGCUCGAACGAAUGGAGGUCAUUGAACAAGACUACAGCGAGUGGGCGGCCGUUGCUGAGCGCAAGAUUAGAGAGAUUGAGUGGCUGCGCAACAUCAUGGCUCGCCAAAACGAGGGUGGUGUCAAGCUGCAGGACGAGUCUGUCUACAUUGACCCCGACACGACGACAGAGAUCUCGAUGCUAAAUGUCACGGACAAUCUCGCCGACAAGGUUGCUUCGCGUGACACUAUGUCGCCCAAGCGCGCCACGGAUGAUCGCUUAACUAUGUCAGCGCUUGGAUUCGUCAGUGGCGCCAUGCCAAACAUGGGGAGUGAACUGGUGGUCGACUCCGAGACGCCAGCGAAGCAGAGACGCAGUGCCUCGGACGAACUUGCACAGGCUGCUAUGAGCCCUGUCAAGGAAGAGGUCGACGAAGAAGAAGAAAUUUGCCUGCCUGAACUUCGAAGCAGCGUCAUGGCCGAUGCCAGUGAGCUUGCUGACGACACAGUGCUCUACGGGAGUCACUUUGACGGCAUGUCAAGCGACGGCCCGGAAAUUUCGGCAUCACCAACCGCAUUCAAAGGUCCUGUUCGCGAGCCAAUGUACUUUGACGACAGCCCGCCUAGUUCGCCGCCGCUGUCGCCGCCUAUGCUAGAGCACCAGAAUCGCGACUCCGUCAUUACUCUCGUUGACAGCCCACCGGUUAACUCUGGCUUACCAGAGUUUGAAGAUUCCAUCGGCUUGAAGAGCCCGCUCGAUAGCUCCUUCAUGGACGACUACGACGACUCUUACUCGCUCCCCGACGUCGCGCCCCCAACCUCUGCCGUCCGCAGAGACAGCGUUGGCGACCAGAAGCUGCGCAGGCAAAUCAGCCAGAUCAUCGAGGGCAUCCCAGCCAAGAUUCGCCUCCAGUCUGACAUGCCAAAUGUCAACCUCAACCCGCCCGACCUACAACUGCCGUACCUCAAGAAGAAGCCUUCCAAGGAUCGCUUCCGCCGCAGCGGCUCAGCGGUUAGUUCCCGCACCACGACGCCCUCCUUCACGCUCUCGCCUGCCAAAUCUUCUCGCCCGCCGCGUCCCCAACGUGGGCAGCAGGAAAUUAAAGUAUACCACUUGUCACGGUCGACUGGCGAAGCGCCUAUCAAACUCUUUAUCCGCUGCGUCGGACAGGAUGGCGAGCGUGUCAUGGUGCGCGUUGGUGGUGGCUGGGCCGACCUCAGCGAAUACCUCAAGGACUAUGCCAGCCACCACGGUCGGCGCUCCGGCAAGCCUGAAGAGACGACGGUUGAAGUGCGUGAUCUGCCACAGGUUAGCCGCGCUGUGAACAGCAACGGCCCCGUUCAAGGUUCCAGCCCCGGCAGCCGUCCUGCUUCGCAGUUGGGCGAUGUCUCGAUUGCUACGGCUGCACCCACCACUCCGCUCAACGUGCGUAAGACGCGCCGCAGCACCGGUGCAGUCGGCAGUGAAGCACCUCGCUUCCGCCCCAAGACGCCUGCCGCGGCACUGCACUACUCGUCUGUCGAGAACACGCCAGGUUCAGACGCCGGCGGUGGCUCUGCACGGUCGCGCCCUGGCUCUCGCCUUAGUUGGGUUGAGGAUGACAGCUCGUUCCUAGGCCUGGCCGGUCCCUCGGGCAAGAAGGUGGAGAUGAGCGACGAGAACAAGGCAUGGGUAGAGAGCGUCAAGGAAAAGGUGCGUCUCGCUAGUGGUGAGCGCAAGAUACCUCCGCUGGGCAACCCGCCUGGACCGGCGCUGUCGAGCGCGGCGGCACCCAAUGUCGUCCCGGAGCGCUCCGCACGGGGUUCGACGCCUGUGGACGACAAGAAGCGCUUUGGUGAGCUGGGCAAGGUGGGAGGCACAAAGAGGUUGUUUAGAAAGGCCGGGGCCGAUGGACGACGAUCUGGCGCUGCUUGA
This is a messenger RNA of Akanthomyces muscarius, 2835 nucleotides long. RefSeq lists its product as uncharacterized. Gene Ontology annotation, molecular function: microtubule binding. The record is from RefSeq and is a predicted model, not a curated record. The transcript has a single exon. NCBI's taxonomy places the organism in Eukaryota, Fungi, Ascomycota, Sordariomycetes, Hypocreales, Cordycipitaceae. The coding region runs from base 1 to 2835 and encodes 944 amino acids.